Molecule: messenger RNA, 6347 nt
Organism: Nasonia vitripennis (jewel wasp)
Lineage: Eukaryota; Metazoa; Arthropoda; Insecta; Hymenoptera; Pteromalidae
Product: condensin-2 complex subunit D3
Exons: 2
Coding region: 183-4286 (1367 amino acids)
Biological process (GO): mitotic chromosome condensation; meiotic chromosome condensation
Cellular component (GO): condensed chromosome, centromeric region
Molecular function (GO): histone binding
Source: RefSeq, a predicted model, not a curated record
UAUCACUAUGCGCUAGUAACGCAUUUUCACUAGUAACAUCACCGUCUUCUUUGUUUAUCAUCAACGAUCUUUUUCAGAAAGUGUAGGUUAUGUUUACACAAAAUAAGUCGCAGCAACGCGUCGCGGACAACAUAAACGCAUUAAAAAUGUUUUUACUGAGAUGACCUAACGAAAAAUCGACGAUGGAUCCCUUGCAAAUAUUUGACAACUUCAAAUUGGACACCUUGGACGAAGAGUGGAGCAAUGAAGUGUGGCAAGGGGAAUUUAUUCUCUUUCCUGAACCCCCAGUUGAGUACUCUAUUCUCCUGGGCAGUGAGGAUAUGGAGUUGUUUUUGAGAGAAACAUGUGAUGCAGUGAAAAAAUGGAUAGAAUUGAAUCGUUGUCAAGAUGAGUCUGACCAGGACAGCAGAGUGGAAGUUUCUUGGCAGACUCUUACGGCAUUGAGCAUCAACAUCAGGGGUUUGCUAGCUGUCCUGGGAUAUCUUAUCAAAACAGGACAAGCUGCAGGAGCAGAUGAAGAUUCGCGACAGGCAUGUUUAGCAUCUGCAAGUUUAUAUUUCACACUGCUGAGCAUACCUGGAAGUAGUACUUACCAUGUUUUUCAUCCAAAUCUGUACCAUCGUGCGAUUGACACACUAAAAAUGAGUGAACAUUUAGUGGAGCAAAAGAAACAAAGGAUCACGGAUUUAGAAAGUCUUUAUUUGGAAGAGCGUCCGGUGGCUAUGUUAAAAAGUGAGAAAAAAACUCUGGUUAAAAGUUUGAACAGCAUUUUAUACGAUUUGAUCACAUUGUUUAAAACGUUUUAUAUGAAAUACCAAGCGGAUUCUUUAGAAAUAACUAUAAUGAAUUUAGUGGAGCUGACAAAGUUGGAAACUGAGGUAAAUCAUUUCCAAGAACAUAGCAAAUCUUUAGGAGCUUCGACAACUUCUUUAUCUUAUAAUGCCUAUGUAGCUUUACAAGACCUCUGUGAUCCAAGACAUGGAGAUGCGGAAGAUGUCAUUACACUUAUAAUGAAGUAUCUAAUGCCUCAUCUUUGUCCAAAUUACCUGGAUUUACCAGCAAGAGCAGCUAAUGUAGUUUGGGAUACAAUAGUAGGAUUUCUUAAAAACUUGUUAAUUUCACAAGGAAGUCUAGCAGAGCCUGGUAUGGAAAUCUUAAUUCAGAAUUUGUUAGUACAAUGUCCAGAUCGGUCAGAACCAAGACAGAAGCAAGCCACUACAGUUGCAAAGUUAUUUAAUCUGUGCCAAGGAGAAAUUUUUAUUAAAUGCAUAAGACAUUUAAUACUUUUUGCUUUUAAUAACAAGAUACCAUACAGAAUAUUUGCUCAAGAAGUCAUUGGGAGAUUGUUAACAGAAUUGUCCAUAAAUGUAUCAGAAAAUCAAGUUCAAGUAAGAGAGAAAGUUAAGAUGGUAUUGAUCGGCACAGCACUUAGUCGUUGUAUGGAUAUUUCUAGCAUGGUAAGAGGAAAGGCAAUGUCAGUAGUAGAAACCCUUGUUAAUAAUGAAAAUAUGACCGUACGAGAUUUUUUAAACAUGGAAGAGGAAGAUAAGCCAUUUCCAAUGGAUGAGAUGCUUCUUGAUGCACUUGAAAUGGAUGUUAAUCCUCUACCUGGGCCAAAAGCUUUUAAUUCUAUGUUACUGCAAAGAAUAAAAGAUGAGCGUGCAUUGGUGAGGAAAAGUGCUAUGCAUGCACUUCAGAAUUUAGUAACACACUUCCCAGAUUUGCUAGAUAUAGUAGCCCCUAUAAUUGGUAAACAUUGUAGAGAUCCAGCACUGACUGUACGCCGAGAUGCUUUGCAAGCAUUAACUAAUCUUUUGCAGAAAUACCCACUUGAUAAUAAACUUCUGGGUGAGUACAUAAAAUCUGUUCCACCCCGAAUGUAUGAUGUUGAAACCAAAGUCCAAGAAAAAGUUUUGGAAUCACUGCAGAAUUUAGUUUUAGAUAAGAUAAAACCAUACACUGUAGAUGAUAACGAGAAUGUACAGUAUUUAUUACCAUGGAAGAUAAUAAGACAAUUGACUGAAAAGAAAAUGAGAAAAAAUUUAUCAAAAAUCUGUGAUAGUUGGGUAAAAAAUGGUGUUAUUACUAAUGCACUAAUUAGUAAAAUACAAUCACAUAUUGGAUCAGAACAUGAUGUUGAAACAUGGGUAUUGCUUACUGCUUUAGCUGAGAACACAAAAUUAAUGAAUAUGGACCAGUAUUUCAAAGACUAUAAAACAAUAAUUGAAGGUAACGAAUUUAUUUCUACCUUGAAGUUAGAAGUACUGAGACAUACCUGGCAAACAAUGGGGAAAGAAUAUUUGAAAAAUAUUCAUGCUUAUAUAUUUGACUGCCUCUGUAAAUUUCGUAUAAAUCUUGAGUACAUUUCACUAUGUAUGGACAUUUUAAGUGUAAUAACAAGGCAUUUGGACAAAUCCAGUGGUGAUGAUAUGAUGCAGUCCCAUGUAGUUGAUUUAAUGAGGCUAGCAGAAGCUCAAAUUGAGCAGCUUGAAGAAGAUGAUGAAGAAAUAUCAGAUGAAGGUAUCAUGAUAUACUUGAAAGCUAUGUGUACUUUGGGUCACGCUUCGUUUUUAUGCUCUGAGAGUGUGUCCGAAUCCACUAUAAGUAUUGUACAAGGUUUUUUGCUUGAUUGUGAGACUGUCCGAAUGACAGCCCAUGCUUUGGAAAAAUUCAAAGCUACUGGAAUAGUUCUACUAGGACAACAAGCUAUGAGAGAUCGUGAUCUUGCUGAGCAGGUGAUGCCGAUCUUGGGAAGAAUGAUGGCUAGGAAGAGUAUUUCAGAAACUUUAGCACAAGCAGCCAUUAGAAUAAAUGCUGUAAAGGCUUUGGCUGAUCUCUGCAUUAGAUUUACUGCCUUAGUAGAGCCCUAUCUGCCUGAUAUGUGCAUAUGCAUGAAGGAUCCUAAUGCCUUGGUCAGAGAAACCAUAGUCGUAAUAUUCGUCCAACUACUUCUUGAAGAUUUUAUAAAAGUUAAAGGCUCAUUUUUCUAUCAUAUCUUGACAAUGCUUUCAGACAAGGAUGAGACAAUAAGAGAACUGACGAUAUUUCUAAUAAAAGAAAGAUUAUUAAUAAAAAACAAGACUCUAAUUUCGCAGGCUUUCAUAAGGAGUAUUUUUCAUUAUAAUAAUUGUCAAACAAGGUAUAAAUUCACUGAUAGAACAUUGAGGAAAAAAGAAAAAGAACUUUUAACACUACCAGGAAAGAAGAAUGAACAGAGCAGAAGAAUAAUUUAUGAUUUCAUGAUGGAGCAUCUGGAUCCACCAAGUAAACUUAAGAUUUUAACCAAAUUAAAUUCCGAAGUACUAGAAGGAGUGAGUGAGAAAUUUAUAAAUGUAAAGCAGUCUGCAGGUGCGUGUGUUCUUAAGGAUGUUCUCUAUAUCGUUGCUAAUGAACGAAUGCACGCUACGUUUGGCAGUAAAAUGCAAGAAGAGGAGUCCCAAGAUGAUACUGCUGCUGUGAUUGAAAGUGCUACCAAUAAUGCAUUGAAUAUAAUUGUGGAAGGAAUGAAAAAGUUCAAGCUUGCUGUCAUGCUGCAAACAGUAAUUAAGUUGCGAGAGUUUUUGUUAGCAAGUAAUUCGCCACUGCUAAUAGACGUUUCACAGUUCCUUUUGAAAUUCAUCUCUGAAUUUAACAAAGACCAAAUCGCAGAAAUAAAUGAAAAUCAUCCUGAUCUGAAGAAAGAUCUGGAUCACGACAUCAGCGAGCAUAGAAGAAGACCACAAUUCAGCGAUUUAGAAAAUGAUUCAGAAAAUGAAACUGCAACUGCAGUUGAUGAAGGCAUAGAAACUACUGAAGAAAGGGAGGAUUACAAAUCGGAACCUGUAGCUCAAAGCAUGGAAAUUGAUGAAACGGAAAGUAUCGAAUCAAAUGUUGUAGCUCAAAGCGCAGUAACUCCUAAAAAAGUAGAGCGUAGUGAAUUAAAAAAGAAAAAUUCGAGCGCUAACGUAUCCACGGAGAGUAAAUCAAAGGAAGAAACACCCCGUAUCACACCUCAAAAACUUCAAGACAUUCAACUUAACAGUGUACCAAGAAUAGUUUUAAGAAGGAUUUCUACUUUAACUUAUCCUGGUAUCAAAAAUUGGAUGAGUCCCCCACACGAGUCCUCGAGAAAUUCCCAAUCAUCGGAUGCUGGACCAUCCACUAGUAGUGGAAUAUCCUCCAACAGUCCCAGUGAAGACAUGUCUGUAUCGUCGCCCGACUUUUCUGAACCUGACAUAUGUACUACACCAAAACCAAAAAAACGCUCUAGGCUGUCUAAGAGAAUUAAUAAGGUACAAAGCGAUUGAAGGUAUAAAUAUUGAAUGAUUGUUAUUUAAUUCUAAUUAAAAUCUUGAGAAAUUUUCUUUGCCAUGCAUUAGUUCGAUGUCAAUGCAUAUAGAACUGUAUGAGAUUAUUGUUUGACUUGUUAAAAAAAUAUUUUUCUACAACUGUAGACUUUGUAAAUAUUUUUAUACAUCACGAUUAAUUAAACAAUUUAACCGAACGUACUUCGAUAUUUAAAAGAUUGCACUUUUCUAAGAUACUCGCCAGUGGUUGUUGAAAUUGUUAUAUUUAUGAAUGUAAUAACUUAUUUAUGCUCUCAUCAAACUAAAUGAUAAUCGCAAAGAAGAUUAAUUGUAAAUAGAUAAGUAGCCGCCUAAAUGAAUAACUGCAAGUAAAAUUCUGACAUACCUACCUCUUAGUUUAUUGUAGAUUCUAUGCGCUAAUUGAGUGAUAGAGUAUGUCCGUGUUUCCAGCUCUUUUUGAAUUUCUGUAAUGAAUGUUGAACCAUAAACAUUGAACCAGUCCGAUCAUGCAGUCAUGAAAAUUUACCUUGAUUUGUGUGCGCUAGUACAUUGCUUUGAAUAUUUUUAACAAUGACGAUAUUUUCUAUCAUCACAUCUAUUAAACCACGGGUCUCUUCAGCCUGUCAAAACAAGCUACUUAAUGAAUUUGGCAAAUUAGAUUAGGCGAGUAAUAACGAUACAUUAUAAAAUAAUGUAACGACAGAAAAUAAUUUUAAAAAUCGGUGCUAAAGUAGAAUGCCGUGGACGAAUGCAAUCCUAGCGUAAAUGUCGGGAUAAUGUACGUACUUCCUCGAGAAGUUCGUUCAGCUUUUUGUUUUGCUUCAUCUGUAUUUGCACAUUCCUGAGAAAACUGUUGCUCGACGUCAAGCUGCUCUUGCGCAUCUGUGUAAGAAAAGCCCAAUGCUUAUGUCUGAAUUACCGGCACAAUAACAAUAAACUUACCGCACACAAAUCAGGCAUACGAUCGCGCGUCAUGCUGAACGUCGUCGUUUCGCUUUUAUCGCCACCGGGAGACUACAGUGAGCGUGAAUCGCGUCGCGCGCGAGCAAGUUAUCUUCCUUAUCUGCGCGCUGUUGAUUAUUGAUAAAAAAAGAUCAUUAUUGGCCGCGCGGCAAUAGGCGCGGGCGUUCGCCUUAAUUUCAAUCUUUUUUUUUUUGCGCGCGCACAAUUUGCACUUGUGUUAUCAGAUGUCUCGAGCGCUCGCACGACUAUAUACUGCGGCUGUUCCAACCGGCGAAUUCAAACGUCUGACACACUUUCGCGGCUCACGCACCUCUAGAACAGCGCUGCGCCAAUUCAUUUGUGACGAUAUACUUUGCAUCUAAACUGGAAAAGGAAGCUACCACUUGCCUCGGCUAGAGAGACAAGGACAAAGCGUUGGGUAUCUUGUGCGGCUGACAAUUUCUUACGUUCUUUUGUAACAUUUCUCACCUACCUAUAUCAACCAGCGAACAAUGCAUGCGUUUCAUCGGUAGACUUUUUUUGUAUAGAUAUUUGUAUUGUUCCUCGUGUAAGCGAGUAGCGAGACGUAGAAGCAGAUUAAGAAAAUCUGAUAGUGCCUGUGUGCUUCGAAAACAUUUCCAGUUCUUAUUUAGGCUUAUAGGCCCAGUGAAGUUUACGAAUGCUUGAAUGUAAGUGCAUACUUUGAGUGUGCGAUGCGUACUAUGUAAACUGUGUAAAGUUUGACUAAUAAUUUCAACGCGUUGAUGGGACAAAAAAAUAUAUUUUUUUUUUUUAAUUAUUCAGAUUUAUAAUUAAUGAUUUCAUGUUGAUUAUAUUGUGUUUUUUUUUAUGUUUGUCAGAGUUAUAUAUUGUCAGAGUGCGAAGUUUAUAUAUAAAUUAAGAAAAAAUACGAGGAAGUACAAGUAAAAUACACACCUGUGUAUACUUUAUCGGGCGUCAAAGCUGAUAAGUAUUUGAGCAGAACUGUGAUAUUUUGCAGAAUAAAAAAUGUUGCAUUUUACCUUUAUAUACAUUAACAUAUAAAAAACGUAGUCCCAAGAAAUUUAUUGUAAGAGGAUUAAAAGUGUUUUUAAUAAAAGACUUUAGUUUUGACAGUAA